AGCAAAUAGUAAGAUAGUAUUAAACUUUUAUCAAUUAGGUCAAUAUUUAUAAUAGUUGGCCUGAUCUACUUUCGCACGAAAAUGGAAAUAAACUAAUACAUAGGCUUAGGUUAGUACUAGAAACUUACACGAAGUGUAGUAAUAGACACAUCAUUACUUCGAAAACUAACUAAAAAUGUUUCUGUUCGAAGUUCACCGUAUUCCCAGAGAAAAGCUAGUCAUACACAUGUCAUAGUUGUUAAAAGAAUUGUGGAGAAAGUUACGAAAGUACACUUAGAAACGAUUAUAUAAAUACGCCCAAAUCGGAUAAUAUCAAAAUAAGCAAGUUUAAUGUGUGCAUUAAAACGUAGUUUGCAUACGCUGUUGUUUACCCCUGUUUAUCAUAGUACUAUUUUAAGAUAGUAAAUUUGGCAAACAAAUAUGGAUAUUACGGGUAUUUUGAGACAUGAUAAAGAAAGGAUUUUAAACGAGGACUGUACACACAUUCAUGAACCGCACAAUAAUUCCACAAUUAGAGUAAAAAGAGUGGAUUUGUGUUCCUUGACCUGUGCAAUAAUCAGCACUCUGGCAUGUAUUUUUGCAUGCUUAUGUGUUAUUUACUGUCACAUAGUCUUGGAGGAAAUAAGGGCAAAUCAUCUUAACAUAGAAAAAUUUAGAAUCUCAGCGUCUAGGGCCAAUAUUAAAGCGGGAGUAUCUAAUGACAACAGUAAGUUAGUGGAUUACAACAGUGCAGGCAACAAUGCAUUUGGUGAUUCUGACACUGAUGUAUACGAAACUGAAGAUUUUGAAGACGAUAAGAAUAAUAUUGCUCAGCUCGACAGUAGUCUGGAUCUAACUGCUGGUUUAUCAAGUGAAACUUUCCAUUUUGGUGAAAAGAAGGAACAAAGGGUGAGGCGGGGUACGAAGGAAGACAUAAAAGCAUGUAGGAAGAAGUGCAAGGGGACAGGUCGAGAAAAGAGAAAAUGCAAGAGGGCUUGCAGAAAAAAUGCACCAACGAAUGUUCAAGGGAUCAACAUCAAUUCACAAAUAAAUCUGCCUGCUGCACACUUUGAGGCCAAUAUGAGAGAUGAGCAAACGCAGAUACUAGCGGACACACGGUAUAAUCAGGUCAAGAAAGAAGAUGAAGGACCUUUACAGAUAUUUAAACAAGCUGACUGGGUAAAGGAUUCCUCCCCGGUAUAUUUUAGCAACGAUUCUGUUGCUACGACUAAAUCUUCAGGGAUAUUUCUCGUAUACGCUCAGGCGUACAUAGGAGGAGUGGAACCGGAAAAGUCAAUCAUUGUGGUACAACAAAGGGACGGGAAAGAGGUAAACGCCCUCUCCUGCGACAAUGGUGUUAACUCGGGUCAUGCUUCGGAACAAAUGCAAACAUGUUCUGUGUUCGGAUUAAUGAAAUUAGAAAAGGGUGAUACAAUAGAAAUCCAAAGAAGUGAGGCUACAGUAGGAAUAAAUCUAGAUGUAGAUAAAACCUUUUUUGGUCUAGUCCAGCUCAGCGGCAUUGCAGUGAAAUAAUAAGAGAUGUAGAUGAUGAUGUCGAUAAAUGUCUCAUAUAAAAAAGACGCUUCUCUUUAUGAGAGAACAUAUUUUGCACCUAUAUCAUCUGCGGUUUUGAUGAAGCUAAACCGUGCAAUACAUUGUAAAUAACAUUUUUCAUAUUUGUCAAUAGAAGUUUAUUUAUUUCUAAACAAAUGAAGCAAAAUAUAUUGUUUUGUAGAGUCUUGCCUGAGUAUGAAAAAUACACGAUGCAUAUAUUGUUA
This is a messenger RNA of Mercenaria mercenaria, 1757 nucleotides long. RefSeq lists its product as uncharacterized. Gene Ontology annotation, cellular component: membrane. The coding region runs from base 421 to 1512 and encodes 363 amino acids. Gene Ontology annotation, molecular function: receptor ligand activity; tumor necrosis factor receptor binding. Lineage: Eukaryota; Metazoa; Mollusca; Bivalvia; Venerida; Veneridae. Gene Ontology annotation, biological process: immune response. The transcript has 6 exons. The record is from RefSeq and is a predicted model, not a curated record.